Molecule: messenger RNA, 1080 nt
Organism: Vicia villosa (hairy vetch)
Lineage: Eukaryota; Viridiplantae; Streptophyta; Magnoliopsida; Fabales; Fabaceae
Product: vesicle-associated protein 1-2-like
Exons: 8
Coding region: 133-858 (241 amino acids)
Biological process (GO): endoplasmic reticulum membrane organization
Cellular component (GO): endoplasmic reticulum membrane; plasma membrane
Source: RefSeq, a predicted model, not a curated record
AGAUCAAAACGAGCAACAAGCAUCGCACACAGCUCAUUCAUUCAGUAAUUGCGAAUCUCUUUUCUCGGAAACUCUCUCCGGCUUUUCCUCCGUAACGGAGAUCGCUCUUCCCUUCCCGGCGAUCCCUCCACCAUGAGUACCGGCGAGCUCCUUGAUAUUCAACCGGAAGAACUGCAGUUUCCUUUUGAAUUGAGGAAGCAGAUCUCGUGUUCUUUACAGUUGUCUAACAAGACCGACAACUAUGUUGCUUUCAAGGUUAAGACUACAAAUCCGAAGAAGUAUUGUGUUAGGCCUAACAGCGGGGUUGUGUUGCCCAGGGCGACAUGUGAUGUUAUAGUAACAAUGCAAGCGCAAAAGGAGGCACCUUCUGAUAUGCAAUGCAAAGAUAAGUUUCUCCUUCAAAGCGUGAUUGCAAGUCCUGGAACUACCACAAAAGAUAUUAAUCCAGAAAUGUUCAGUAGAGAGGCAGGCCACAAUGUUGAAGAGUGCAAGUUGAGGGUUCUUUAUGUUACUCCUCCCGGGCCACCGUCUCCGGUUCGAGAAGGAUCUGAUGAGGACUCUUCACCAGAUUCAGUAUCGGAAAACGGACAUUCAAAUGUUACUGAAUUUACAGCUGCUUCAAGAAAUUUCAAUGGGCGGGAUGAACCUAUAGGUGCUGCUACGUUCGAGACUACGGCUCUUGUUUCGAAGGUGACUGAGGAGAGAAAUUUGGCUAUUGACCAACAGAGAAGGCUUCAGCAAGAACUGGAGCUCUUGAGGCGCCAAGUCAGUAGAAACCGUGGUGGAAUAUCGUUUAUGUAUGUCUUUCUUGUUGCUGUCAUUGGCUUCAUUUUGGGAUACUUCUUGAAGAGGACAUAACCAAAGCAAUCUCCAGAAACUGCCCUGAAAUAAUGUGAGUGAGCAGCAAAAACUGUUUAUUUGUAUUAUUAUCGGCGCCUUAUGCUUCUAGAAAUUUGUAUUGACAUAAUAGAUAGUUGUUCUUUUGAGUUACUGACACUAGACAUGUUGAGGAAGUUUCCAUUUGAGAACCUUGUUAUUUGAUUUGCCAAAUUCAGGAAAAACUUUUAGUAGCUUUUGCCA